AUGACCCAAGACAAGCUCUGCAACAAAUGCCUUGCUGAAGAUGAACAAGUUCUCGCAACUCAUCACUGCUCUGAAUGCAACCAAAACUAUUGUGGUGCCCACUUGCAUUUACACAAUACAUCGAACAAGACUAAAUCUCAUGCCGAAACUGGAAAGGUUUCUAAAAUUCUGUCCAAUGCCUCAUUAUUACCAAGUUUAAAGCAACAUGUUGAUUUGCCAAGUUUGUCCAAACCAAAAUGUAGCGCAAUUGACUUGAAGCAUGGCUCCUUGUUUGUGGCCAACGAUUUAAUCAUUGUGGAAUUUGACUUGGCCACCAAGAAAGUCAAAGCUUCAUUCAAAGAGCCACAAGAAGAUGCACCUUUCAAAAUGUGUUACGAUCAAAAUGACAAUGCACUUGUCUAUUGUAUUGACAGAGGUGCAUAUUUUGACAUUACCAAAGUGUCAAGAGAUGGAAAGAAAAUCUUUUGGAGUAUUAAUAAGCAAUCAAGAGUUCGUGAUAUGUGCAUUGAUAGACAUGAUGGAAGCAUUUAUACCAUUCAAAAGGAUGGAUCAAUUAUUAAAACUGACAAGACAGGAAAUGUCAUUAGCAGAGUUUCAAGAGUAAGUCCAGGAGCUGCAAGUAGACUUACAUUGGAUCCAAGCGGUCAACUUCUCUAUUAUAUUGGAGAUGAAGGUCUUGAAUCUACUAAAUUGGAUGGAUCUUGUUUGACUCUUUUCAAGAAUGAAAACGCUGAUUCUGAUCACAAGUUUGAACUUGAUGGAGGAGAAGGAUUGGAGAUGGGAAUUGAUUUUACAACUGGAGAGUUCUAUGUCACUAAUGUUUACAAGAGAAAGGUUCAAGUUUUCAAAUAAAUCAAUUUGUGAGAUAAUGUU
Messenger RNA from Naegleria gruberi, 873 nucleotides. RefSeq lists its product as uncharacterized. Gene Ontology annotation, molecular function: protein binding. NCBI's taxonomy places the organism in Eukaryota, Heterolobosea, Eutetramitea, Acrasida, Naegleriidae. The coding region runs from base 1 to 852 and encodes 283 amino acids. The record is from RefSeq and is a predicted model, not a curated record. The transcript has 2 exons.